Molecule: messenger RNA, 2690 nt
Organism: Cygnus atratus (black swan)
Lineage: Eukaryota; Metazoa; Chordata; Aves; Anseriformes; Anatidae
Gene: CBX1
Product: chromobox 1
Exons: 5
Coding region: 1690-2247 (185 amino acids)
Biological process (GO): chromatin organization; negative regulation of transcription by RNA polymerase II
Cellular component (GO): pericentric heterochromatin; nucleus
Molecular function (GO): chromatin binding
Source: RefSeq, a predicted model, not a curated record
CGGCGGCCGCUGCCCCGCAAGGCGAAGGGCCCCCGGGGCACCCCCCGCGGGGUGCGGGGCUGUGCGGCCCGGCCCGGUGCCACCCCCCCGGGGCAAGGGGGCGCCGGGCCGGCGCUGGGCGCCCCGCAGCGCCCGGGGCGACGUUUUCUGCCCCGUGCGAAGGGGGCGGAAGGAGGCAAGCCCUGCCCCCGCGAGCGUCUGUCUGGUCUGAGGGAGCCCGGAGGCUCUGCCUGCUCCCCGCACCCGCCCCGGUCCCUGUCUGCGGGACAGGGUUUGUGCCUCGGUUCUCCGGGCGGCGUUCCUGUUGCUGCGUGUUUCUCUGGAACCGGAGGUGCGUUCCCUGGCGGGUUGCGAUUUGGCUGGAAAUGGUGUGGCUGAGCCUGAAGGUUGUGGCUUUUUGUAAGCUUGGGCUCCGCUCAGAGGCUCGAGCUUUCACUCGAACUUCCCAGAAAUGUUUUCUGCUGCGCUCAGGUUCUGGAGAGUGAAAGGCUCGAUGUGCUGCUUCCCACUUCAAAAGAACGAUGCCUGCCGCCUCUCCCUGGCGUGUGUGGAGUAAGCUUGGCAUGCUCGUAAGCCUUUAAAGAGACGAGUGAUCCUCGCCAAGUUUGAGGAAGGCAGGAGGAAGAAAUGUUUUAAGUUUAAAACUCAUUAAAGUUGAGCCGCGCUCCUAGUCCUGUAAGAUGCGGCUCAUGGAGCUGCUCUGUGCUCAGACCGAACCUCUGCGUCUCCGCGCUGCUGUCGCGCGGGUCUCCUUCCCCGUGCUCGCCCCCCGAGCAGCUCGGCGGGAGGCAGCCCGGGAGGGCUGGGCAGCGCCUCGCCGGCUUCCACAGCAGCAGCGCUGCGGGGCCGGGAGCGGGGCCGGUGGCCGUGUUGCCACCUGGAUGCGGUUCCCCAGGAGAUCUCGGGAGCCCAGCGCGUGCCCCUUGCUGCCGUGCCGCAGGGACGUGCUGGCAGCUCUGCCUCUCGCUCCCCUGCCUGCUGCUGCCGCCGUCCCAGGGGAGCGGGCUGCUGUGCGCACCUUGGUGCUGGGCCUCCUCCUUCCUGGCCCUUUACUGGAGUUUGAAUUCUUUUCAAGUGGCUUAGGUGUGUCCUGGAUCCUUUUCCUCUUAGCUGCAGACCCAGAAGUCAUUCUUCUGAUCCUUCCCUGUUCUGUUUUCCUCUUCACGAAGGAUUUCAGCUGUGCCUGGAGCGUUAGGUAAGAAGCAGCAAAUGAAAACGGAAAGAUUUAGGGUAGGACCAUCCCGAGCCUAGAAAUCAGACUUUUCGGUAUGAGCCAACUUCUUCCAUACACGAAGUAUAGAAAACUGGAGCCGAAUUAUGGGAAACAACGCGCUGCUAGCAAGAUCUCUUUUGGGCUCGGGGACCCACCCCCAGAUUCUUUAGGCAUGAGCGGUCUCAGGAACCAAGAGGAGCCGUCCGCCCUGUUCAGACGGCCCAGGCAGGGGCACGGCCCAGUCCUGCACCUCCGUGGAGCAGCUCGGUGCCAGCGCGAGGCGUUCUUUAGGAGCUCCAGGGCCAGGAGCCCGCCUGCGGCCGGCCUUCCCCGUGCUGCCUUCCCGAGUCACCGGGGACUGUCCGAGCUCUGCUGCUUUCUCCAAGGAACAGACGCCAGCCGGUACCCCGGGAGGCUGCGGCGUGUUUUUAAUAACUCAGCAGCGUCGCCCGUAAGCUGAAAAACUGGCCAGCACAAUGGGAAAAAAACAGAACAAGAAGAAAGUGGAAGAGGUCUUAGAGGAAGAGGAGGAGGAAUAUGUGGUGGAGAAGGUCCUGGAUCGGCGAGUGGUGAAGGGCAAAGUGGAAUACCUGCUGAAGUGGAAAGGCUUCUCCGAUGAGGAUAACACAUGGGAGCCAGAGGAGAACCUCGACUGCCCAGACCUCAUCGCAGAGUUCCUUCAGUCCCAGAAAACCGCACAUGAGAGCGAGAAGUCUGAGGGAAGCAAACGCAAAGCAGAGUCUGACACGGAGGAUAAAGGGGAAGAGAGCAAACCAAAGAAGAAGAAGGAGGAGUCGGAGAAACCGCGAGGCUUUGCCCGGGGCUUUGAGCCGGAACGGAUCAUCGGUGCCACGGAUUCCAGCGGGGAGCUCAUGUUCCUGAUGAAGUGGAAGAACUCUGACGAGGCCGACCUGGUCCCUGCCAAGGAAGCCAACAUCAAGUGCCCCCAGGUGGUGAUCUCGUUCUAUGAGGAGAGGUUGACAUGGCAUUCCUACCCCUCAGAGGACGAUGACAAGAAAGAGGACAAGAACUAACCCCUGGCACCCGCUCUGGCCAGCCUUUGUAUAAAGAUCUGAACUGUGGGUUUGAGCAAGAGGGAGAGAACGCAGCUCUGCUCGGUCGGGAGCGUAGAGAUGGCUGGAGAAGAUGCCCUUUGAAGAGACCAGUAUGGUUUCUGUGCCCUGCAGCUGCUCAACUGCUUUGUGCAGCUUCAUGCUGCGUACAGAUUCAAACCAGCCCGGCUCACUGGGGGGGAGGGAAGGGCAGGGGAUACGGGGGGGUGCGGAUGUUUGUUUCCAGGCUGUCCAUUUCGCAGCUCGUGGGAGAGGAGGCAAAGCCCCUUCCAUGAAGGACUGUCACUGGUGAUGGGUGGGCUGGGGAAGGGGAGUGCAGACGGAUACUGCUUGUUCUUCAAAGACCAUCUCAGCAACCCACAGCCUUCUUCCCAAUAGUGUUAACUCUGCAUUUUUACGGCGUA